GAAGCAGCAGGCGGGCCUCGCCAAGAUGCAGUGGCGGCUCCCGGUGUCGCCGGUUGGGCCAGGGGCAGCGCGAGCUGGAGCAGGGCAGGAGGCGCCCGCCGCUGUACCCGCGCUCUGCUAGCACCCUAGACCUGCCUACGGGCCCAGGCCCUUCCAGCCGCUGUCCGCGCCACCUUCCCCGCCCCUCCACCCUUUGUGCGGCCGCCGCUCGCUCGGCGCCCGGGUCUCCGCCGGUCCCAAGCCGGGCCAUACCUCGGGGGCGCUCCAGGCCCCGCGUGGGCGCCAGCAGGCGGCCGAUGGCGAAGGGUCGCAGCGCGAGCGGAGGCGCUGCAGCCAGAGUUCGCGACACGAGAGGCCCGGCCCGCCUCCGCCGCAUUGUCCCGGGCCCUGCGCCCCAGCCCUGAGUCUCACCGCAACACCCGCCCGCCGGCCCCUGGGCCAUGCGGAGAGCCGCGGGGAUGGAGGACUUCUCCGCAGAAGAAGAGGAGCCCUGGUACGACCAGCAGGACCUGGAGCAAGACUUGCAUCUGGCUGCAGAGCUGGGGAAGACUCUGCUAGAGAGGAACAAGGAGCUGGAGGAGUCCCUGCAGCAGAUGUACUCCACCAACGAGGAACAAGUGCAGGAGAUCGAGUACCUGACCAAGCAGCUGGAUACUUUGCGGCAUGUGAAUGAGCAGCACGCCAAAGUGUACGAGCAGUUGGACCUGACGGCCCGAGACCUGGAGCUGAGCAAUCAGAGGCUGGUGCUGGAGAGUAAGACUGCCCAACAGAAGAUCCAUGGGCUGACAGAGACCAUUGAGCGCCUGCAGGCCCAGGUGGAGGAGCUGCAGGCCCAGGUGGAGCAGCUGAGGGGCCUGGAGCAGCUGCGAGUGCUCCGGGAGAAGCGGGAACGCAGGCGCACCAUCCACACCUUCCCCUGCCUCAAGGAGCUGUGCACCAGCCCCCGGUGCAAGGAUACCUUUCGUCUACACAGUUCCUCCCUGGAGCUGGGCCCGCGGCCGCUGGAGCAGGAGAACGAGCGGCUGCAGACCCUGGUGGCGGCGCUGCGCUCCCAGGUGAGCCAGGAGCGGCAGCGCAAGGAGCGCGCAGAGCGCGAGUACACGGCGGUGCUGCAGGAGUACGCGGAGCUGGAGCGGCAGCUGUGCGACAUGGAGGCCUGCCGCCUGCGCGUGCAGGAGCUGGAGGCCGAACUGCUGGAGCUGCAGCAGAUGAAGCAGGCCAAGACCUACCUGCUGGGCCGGGAGGACCAGCUGGCCGAGGCUCUGCUGGCGCCCCUCACCCAGGCCCCUGAGGCCGAUGACCCCCAGCCGGGCCGCGGGGAGGACUUGGGUGCCCAGGACAGUGUCCCCUCGCCGGCCGCCUCCCCGGGCCACGCGGUGCGCAAGAGCUGCAGCGACACAGCGCUCAACGCCAUCGUGGCCAAAGACCCGGCCAGCCGGCACGCGGGCAACCUCACGCUGCACGCCAACAGCGUGCGCCGGCGCGGCAUGUCCAUCCUGCGGGAAGUGGAUGAGCAGUACCACGCGCUGCUCGAGAAGUACGAGGAGCUGCUGAGCAGGUGCCGGCAGCACGGCGCUGGCGUGCGGCAUGCCGGUGUGCAGACCUCCCGGCCCAUCUCCCGAGAUAGCUCCUGGAGGGACCUGCGCGGGGGCGAGGAGGGCCAAGGAGAGGCCAAGGCUGGGGAGAAGAGCCUGAGCCAGCACGUGGAGGCCGUGGACAAGCGGCUGGAGCAGAGCCAACCCGAGUACAAGGCGCUCUUCAAGGAGAUCUUCUCCAGGAUCCAGAAGACCAAGGCUGACAUCAACGCCACCAAAGUCAAGACGCACAGCAGCAAGUGACCCUUUUCCGGCUAUGCAGCCUCCCCCAGGCUGCAGGUCGUGGAGUCCCGCAUGCCCAAGUGUGCAGCCUCUGGUGAGUGAGCGCCCCUUAGCAGCAAUACACAGCAUCUGGCUGCCCCAGAGGUUCAUGAGGAAUGGGCCCUUCUGAUCAGGGAACACAGCAUGUUCCCUGAUGAUGUGAGAGGCAACCUGUCCUGCCUCCCAGGAGACCCCGGCCACCUGCAUCAACCCAAAGGCGCAGCUCAGUUUCAAAGCCAAACGUCCGCACUCCCCCAGGAAUCUCCAAACUCUCCCAGCCUGCAGCUUCCUGACCCUGGGCCUCAUCCUCAGAUUGGUGGCCAGGCUUCUGAAAGCCUUUUUGGAUUAUUUGGCUUUUUAAUUUUUUCCCAAAGUUUGGUUUUUCUGAGAGAUUUGCAAUGGAACUCUCCUUGACUCCUUGCCACAACUGGAAACACUUGAAGGGGCCCCUGGAGCCACCUGUUUUGGGUGUGAGGGGUCUCCUGGACCACCCACUGCUUCUCCCCAGCUGUGAUGCUCCUGCAUUCCCUUAGCACCAGCUGCCCCACCCCCAGGGUCCUGACCAGGUCAGAGACAGCCCCUGCCAUGCAGAGCAGGAGGCUCCAGUCAGGCACCUAGUGCCCCAUGAUCCAGCCCUGCCAAGACCUGGCUUCUCCUCAGCCCACAGCAGAUCUGUAGCCAGAGUGAGGAAAGAGGGAGCCCUUCAGCACAGCACCCUGUUUCCCUCAGAGCCAGCCUCCUUUGGUCCAGCCCUGGACAUGCCUUCUGGGGCCAUUAAGCCUUCCAGGGACUGGGAUGGUGGGAGUCCCCAUCUGCACACCGCCUCUGACUCACCAAGCUUGGCCUCUGCCUCCCCUCUCUUUACCUGCCCCCAUCUCAGGGACCAUGAUGUCUCAUUUAUUCCAUGCUCCCCACAGGCCAACUGUGGCGCAGGUAACAUCUGCAGCCCCCAGAAUGUCCUGGGCAUAUUCCACCAGCCAGUGGUUUCAGUGUCCACCCCUAUCCGCCCUUCACUGGGGAAUGUCUGAAAUCCUCACCCUACACCAAGUAGUAUUGAACUGGGACAUGUUCCCUCUCUCCCAUUAAAUGCCUGCUCUUAACCUCCCACCUUUGUGGGGGGCUUUUGAGGACCCAGCUGGUCUAGGGAUGUAAUAUUUUGGUAAGACUUCAGAAAGUCAGCCUUCAGCUAAGAGAUGCCCAGGUCUCCAGCUUGCCCUGGGCAGUCCUUCAGGGCUUCCGGUCCCUUCUGAUGCCCUUCCUGAAACCCUAGAAAUCGGAGGAACCAUAUAGUCCAGUGGGAGGCCGUGGUCCUGGCCUCUGUGCUAGGAACCCACGGGGAACCUUCAAGCCUUAUUUAUUUCUAAUGGGUAAAGGGGUUUUCUUAACAUGCGCUUGCCCAACCUCCCUGGGGACACCAUCCUUCCCUCCGGACAGCACUGUGAUGCAAGCUGGUGGCAGGGUCCUUCCAUUCAUGAAACUUGGAACCUUUUGUCCUUUGUGCUGGGCAGCUCCCAGCCCUCCAUGUGUCUCUGUUAUCUGGGGAGAUGGGUAGAAGAGGAGCAGGGAGGGCUCUGGCCUGUUUUCUCCCCAGCUCUGUAGUGGCUGAGCAGUGUCACCUUUGAAGUAUACAUGAGAGAAAUAUAUUUACAAAUGCUUUAUUCUCUUCUUUAAUAAAAAAUGCAUCAGUA
Nycticebus coucang (slow loris) is the source of this 3544-nucleotide messenger RNA. It is a transcript of the gene CDR2L, whose product is annotated as cerebellar degeneration related protein 2 like. The transcript has 5 exons. The coding region runs from base 441 to 1838 and encodes 465 amino acids. The record is from RefSeq and is a predicted model, not a curated record. Lineage: Eukaryota; Metazoa; Chordata; Mammalia; Primates; Lorisidae.